This is a messenger RNA of Leucoraja erinaceus (little skate), 2189 nucleotides long. RefSeq names its product RUN and FYVE domain-containing protein 2-like. The record is from RefSeq and is a predicted model, not a curated record. Gene Ontology annotation, cellular component: cytoplasm. The coding region runs from base 1 to 666 and encodes 221 amino acids. NCBI's taxonomy places the organism in Eukaryota, Metazoa, Chordata, Chondrichthyes, Rajiformes, Rajidae. The transcript has 7 exons. Gene Ontology annotation, molecular function: metal ion binding.
AUGGACAACAGGCUCUUUAAGCAGGACUUUGGAGAGAAGAUCGUCGGGCUGGAAGGAGAGGUGGAACUCCUGAAGAGGCAGCGGUGGGUGAUGAUGAGCAGGUUGGGGAGGAGGCAGGGGGUCUGCAGUUCCUUGUUUCUGUAUUUGGCAUCUGCUGAGAAACAGUUAGCGUCAGGUCUGGAAGGAGAGGUGGAACUCCUGAAGAGGCAGCGUGCCGAGUUGCAUGCGUGUUUGAAGCGGCAGAGAGCAGGUGGGCAGCUCGGCUGCCCCGGGGACAGCGGAUCAGAGACGCGAGCGGGGAGCGGACUACCGGAGACGACGGACAUCCGGAGGGAACUGGAGGAGCUUCGGAAAGAGAAUCACCAGCUAUGCCAGGCCAAGGAGGGCCGAGUUCCCAAUGGCUCCCACACAAUGCGCAGGUCAAAUUCAGGAACAGAGACUGUACCUGAUGACUUCGUGCAGACGAGGGAGGAGAAUGUAAUUUGCAAACUCUGUCAAGAGGCAGCCUCGUUAACCAAACCCAAGAAGCAGUGCAGCAACUGUGGGGGCAUCUUCUGCACUGGUUGUGCAGCCAACACGCUGCCCCUGCCCUCCUCCCUGCAGCCGGUGUGUGUGUGUAACACCUGCCAUGUGGCACUGCUGGAACAGUAUGCGCCACCGCCCUGAGGGUGCCCAGCAGCCCGUACACGCUGACAAUCGCCGACACCUGCAGCAUCAGGGAGUGCCUGCUGCCCCAACCCUCCUCUUCCCACAACCUCCUGACACAUCGCAGGGAGAUCCGUGCCCUCCUUUGUCGUCUUUGUAACCCUUCGGGACCACCGUCCACUUGGACAUUUGUUCUUUGGGACGUUAAUCGUCCCGUCCAGAUACGUCCGUGGAAUUGUUGCUUGUUCCUCAUCACGUCUGGGACUGGGGGCUGGAGUCCAGAUUAUCUUUGUGUAGUCAAAGUCCGAUACCCCUGUCUUUGUACUCUGGCAACAGGGUGUAAACCAGUCUAAUCCUUGCCAGACGGGGGUAUGGCUCUGAUGUAGAAACAAAGAAUGGCAAAUGCUAGUUUAUACCAGAUAUGGACACAUCUCUGGAAAACAUGGACACAAAGUACUGGAGUAAUUCAGUGGGUCAGGCAGCUUCUCUAGAGAACGUAGAUCGGUGACGUUUCGGGUCGGGUCUGAAGAAGGGUCUCGACCCGAAACGUCACCCAUCCUUGUUCUCCAGAGGUGCUGCCUGUCCCGCUGAGUUACUCCAGCACUGUGUCCAUGUUCUCUAAAGAUGCUGCCUGACCCGCUGAGUUACUCCAGCACUCUGUGUCCAUAUUCUCCAGAGAUGCUGCCUGACCUGCUGAGUUACUCCAGUAAUUUGUGUCUAUAUCUGGUAUAAACGAGCAUUUGCCAUUCUUUGUUUCUACAUCAGAGCAGAUACAAUUGGUUUUCCAGCCCGCCCACACCCAUCCCUCUCAGAGGGCUAUGGAAAGCAGUUCUUUGACCAAUUGUGAUUGUCCCAUUGUGCAGAGAGUUUGAACAACCGCAAUGCAGGCUAGACUGAGCCCCAAGACACUGGAUCAUAUGCCGUUCGUUCAAUUACCUUGCUCGUGUGCCAGUGAAUUCUUUCUUCUGUGCAAACUUUGUAAACCAGCGUGCUUUUGAAAAGGGAAUUGGCAGCAUUGGUGGUGAGGCAAUGAUCUCAACGCAUGCUGCCUAACAAGAGGAUUUUGAUACUCUUGGCUUCAGGCUUUCAGCAUCGAAUGUUUUUCAGCAAGAGUACUGAUCAGACAGGACCCCUCAAAUUGUCACGGUGAUGUUCACAGCUGCAUUCACAACUGGCAUCACCAUGUUACCUCAUACUACAAAGUAGUUUAAAUUAAAGCAGGGACAGGUAUUUUCUUAACAAGUUUCUCUCUUUUAUGGGACUUUAAUAAUUAAAUGUGUGCAAAUCAUUGAUUAAUGACCAAAUGUACCUUGAUAUUGUCACUGUUGAGUGUACAUCAAUAUUGGUGUCUGUUAACUCAAGUCCUCUCUAUAAAACUGGACAACAGUUAUGAGGAAAUUUGCACUGCAUUUGGGGAUGUGAACUAGAAUAUUGUUGUGUGGAGGAGUAUUACAUUUUGCUUGUCCUCCCACUGUCUGGGUUCAACUGGAUGUCCUGAUGAUUGCUGUUUGUUGAAUGAAUAAACCUUCGCUUUGUGCAAUGAA